ACACAUAUAUUUGGAAAAUUUCGGAAAUUUCUAAAGGAGUUUAAAUUUGGAACAGUAUUGAGGAAUUGGAUAAUUAAACACGGAAACUUUCAAAAUGUACGUUUGCACGAGUUGCGGGCAUCAAACGGACUCCGUAAGCACGGCCCACGAAUACGAGCAUCGACGAUUGACCCACAACCAUUGCGAGCGAUGUAUUGAUGGAGUAUCCGGGCAUUGCACUGCAUGCAACGGUGAUUCAUUUUUCUUUAAGAUCAACUCGCCGGACCCUACCGCUAGGCCAGAGGAGCGACCAGCGGUGCCGGAACAGAAAUCCAAUGAACUGGACGAUGGGAAGAAGACUAAUGGGGCUGAUGACGAUAACAUUUCCUCGACUGGUUCAGAGCUUGAAACGGUGCGUCACAAAUGCGCAUUCCUACAGCGUCUGCGCUCAUUGAACGCACAGAACUGGGCCACAGAGGCAGUAGAUCCGCCUGCAGGACUACCCCCAGUCAUACCACCACCGCCUCGACGCCCACUACAUCACGAUCUUCGCAAAAAUCCACCGGCAAUGGAUGCGUAUGGUGAGGAGCAGCUGCUGACCUAUUCGGCCUAUCGGGCGCCAUCGCCCGUGCGCAUGCCUCGCAGUAUUUAUAGCGAACGACCACGUGCUAUUAGCGAGCAACGCAAGAAGCGAGCGAGCGUUUUGUUUCAUCACCGACGAGCCGCCUCUUUGGCCAAAGAGCCAAUGGCACACAGCAGUGCUGUUUUCGAUAAGGAGAAGGGACUGCAUGACCGCAUGGCGCGCCUGAAACACUGGCGGGGUCUGGAGAAUUUAGCGGCAUCCAUGGCUACACGCCGCUUUGCCGACUUUGAACCCGUGCCUCAGCAGCCGCGACAGCCCUUGGUGCGAUCCUGUAUUGAGAAGGGUGUCGCACACUUGGGUGGUCCGUCCUUUGUCCAUCGAAAUAGUUCCGAGAUGAAGCGGGGCCACGAUUCCUGGGAACGUAAUAGGCUGAAUGAUGAUGAUGACAAUGACGACGAUGUGCGGUAUCAGGAGUCUGGGCGCUACAAAGUCGACGAUAUACCCCCCACCGGGCGACACAAGCGAUCUCCCACACCUCCCCCCAAGUGUGGAAAGCAAGCAAAGCGUAAGGAAUCAUACCAGUAUGCCCAACCACGCCUAACAGCCAAGGAACUCAAGCGAUUGCAACAAUGCUAUGGCACGGACGAUCAGUCGGGACCUGGGACAUCGAACCAGCCUAGGGGCCGAGCCAAUAAGGAGCUCCAACCUCCUCACUCACGCAAAGCUGGAGGUGCUGUUGUGAUUUCCGAUCAAGACGAUGAAUUGAACAGUAGCAACAGCCUAGAAAUAUUGUCCACUCAGCCCAGUUCUAUGGAUGAGUUGGGUUACGCAGUGCCAAGUAGGUUGCAAGCCCAACUGACGCAGAAACAGCAACGAAUCAUGGAUUUGGAUGACAUGCGUCACAGAAUCGAGGAGGAGGCUCAACGCACGAAGAUGGAACUCUAUGAGCUUCAAUGCCAGAAACAGUUCGAAGCUGAGCGUUACCGAGGGUGGCAUCGUAAUGAAAAGGUGACCCGCAUGCCGAGAAUAAAAGCUCUAGGGAAAUUCGCGAUUCGAGAGCAAGAAGUAAAGUUGCGCAAACACAAAGAAAAGGCGCUUGAGCGAACAGCGAGAUCGCGAGAACGUGCCGAAAAGUCGCGUGAGCGAGCGGGGAGGUCACGAGAGCAGGAGCAGAACUCGCGCGAUCGGGAGCGUGGUGGACGCAGUUACAAGAUAAACAAAUUGGUCUUGCCAUCGAAUCAAGUCAAGCCCGAGGAUGUGGAAGAAGAUGCUGAGGGUAGGAAAGAAAAACUUGAUGAUAGCUUGGAUCAAAAAUUAGAUUGCCUAAUGAACACAGUGAAGGAGACUAGCCGGCCGGGAAAACAGGACAACGGCUACAAUGAGGACAACAGGAAAAAAGGCACCGCUGGGAAAUGGAUACAGCCCGAAAGAUCUGAAUGCUUUGAGCCUACAGCACCCCCUCUGCGUGAAGUUUGGAUUUCAUGGGGUGGCGAAGAGAAUGAAAAAAAACGCCUAGAUACCGACAGUAGCUCCGACGCGAUGGCUCUGACAAUAUCUGAAUCCAUAUCAGAAACAUCCGAAUCAACGACGAUCAUUUAUCCGUCAAAGUCCACCACCGUAAAGGUAGGAAAGCUGAAAGUACCUGUAGGGCGACGUCGAAGGAACUCAAGGGUCUGUAUGUCGGGCGCUUUCCCGUCCUACGAGACUUUCAUGAAGUCCGCCACGUUGCCAAAGCGCGUGGGAAGAUUGCGUUCCCUUGUCUCCAAUGUACAGCGUGCCGUCUACAGAGGAUUUGCAUGUGAUCCCAAGCCCUAUGUGCAGCAUUUCAAGAAGAAUGCAGUUGUCUGUUUUGGUCGCAAUGUGCCGCCCGAGCCACAGUUCGAAACAAUUCAAUGCAGCGCUUCCGAAUUGGAGACAAUGUUGCAAUUAAAGCCCCAUAUACUGCAGUACGAUGUGCCCAAGCCGUUGGUCAUCGGUCGCUCCCCCAUCAACUGUCCCGAUGGGGACUGUGCGCGCUUAGCCUUCAUCUCCGACUUCAAUAAGCAUUUGCUGCACGAUCAUCGUGCCCUUACCAUGGAGCGCAUUGGCUUGCGUCAAACCAAGACCUUCUUCCUCGAUACACGCGUCACGCUACUGAACAAGGCCAAGUGCCAUAUGUUGUAUUUGGUGCGGGACAAGAUCUACGAUCAGCAGAGCGACGAGAUGCGCGAUCUGCUCCCCGUUCUAGUGAUGACAGCGCGUGUCAAUCUUGUCGAGGCCUUUGGUUAUGGGGACAGUUUGCAGCGCCAACGAAAAAAUAUUGCUUGCGAAACCGAACUCUUUCUCAUCUGGAUGACCAGUCUGGUGCCCAGCAAUAUGCGUAUCACUGGCACACUCUCCGUUUGGCCCACUACACGCCCCGAAAUGGUUGAGUCCCUCUACGUUCAUACCAGCGAGGUGUACGACAUACGAGGCCCCCCAGAAUUGCCUGCAAUUUGCCGCAGCAAUAGCACCUUGAUUUUGCCCGGCGAGAUUGUGAAGCGAAUGACGAAUAAUGGCAAGGAUUUCAUCGGAGUACAGGUGCAAAUUUACUAGACUUGCGGCGAUUAGUUGUCCAAUAUUCAUUCUGCAAAUUAACUGUUGAACUGUUUUUUGAACCAAAUUGUAAGGCUGCCAGGCUUUCAUAUAUCUUGUUUAUAUAAAUAUACAUACUCGUACUGUAGUAUCGCAAAGUAAA
Scaptodrosophila lebanonensis is the source of this 3278-nucleotide messenger RNA. RefSeq lists its product as uncharacterized. The record is from RefSeq and is a predicted model, not a curated record. The transcript has a single exon. Lineage: Eukaryota; Metazoa; Arthropoda; Insecta; Diptera; Drosophilidae. Bases 95 to 3136 code for a protein of 1013 amino acids.